Molecule: messenger RNA, 1449 nt
Organism: Perca fluviatilis (European perch)
Lineage: Eukaryota; Metazoa; Chordata; Actinopteri; Perciformes; Percidae
Gene: epas1a
Product: endothelial PAS domain protein 1a
Exons: 9
Coding region: 266-1396 (376 amino acids)
Biological process (GO): cellular response to hypoxia; regulation of transcription by RNA polymerase II
Molecular function (GO): protein dimerization activity; DNA-binding transcription factor activity, RNA polymerase II-specific; RNA polymerase II transcription regulatory region sequence-specific DNA binding
Source: RefSeq, a predicted model, not a curated record
CAGUUUUGGAGGCCCUGUAGGUGAUACACAUGCAGAGGGGAGAGGAGACACUCGCUGUUGAAGUCAUCUGUGCUGCGGAGGACCACUUGCCUUGUGACAUUUGGCACCACUAAUUGCCUCUCUGAUUAAUUAGACUACCUGUGAUGGUGCAAAUUGUAGCAGGGAGAUACCCUGCUGUGCUGUGAACUCCUGCUGCCUUCCAUCUCUUUUUGUGUCCUGAAUCAACGUUCACCAUGGCACCGGAUAGAGACGCCUGUUGGACACGAUGAAAGCCGACAAGGAGAAGAGAAGGAUGAUCAGCCGCGACGCAGCCAGAAGGAGACGACGGGUGGAGUCUGAGGUGUUUGCCGAAUUGUCUCGCCUCCUGCCGCUCCAACAGUCUGUCCAAGAUCACCUGGACAAGCCCUCAGUCAUUCGCCUCACCCUCAGCUACAUACGCAUGCACACACUGCUCAAAGGGAUUACUGGGAAAAAAGCAGAGGCCAGUCACGCAGUAAAAUGUGAACAAGUAAUGGAAAGUGGAGAGGAAUGGCGAGGGUGUGACAGAGGACGUGACGAUGAGGAGAAAAAAACUGAUGAUGUGGAGGCCUCGGAGGAGACAAACAUGUUCCUGAGGAUCCUGGAGGGAUUUCUGAUAGUCCUGUCCACUGAGGGAGACAUGAUCUACCUGUCUGACAACGUCAGCAAGUACAUGGGCUUGACACAGACUGAGCUGAUGGGACACAAUAUUUUUGAGUUUACUCACCCUUGUGACCACGAAGAAAUCAGAAAUAACCUACGUCUAACAGCAGAAGAAGUUUGGUGCGGUGCAAAGAGGGACUUUGUCAUGAGGAUAAAAGGUGCUCUGACACACAGAGGAAGAAGCUCUAACCUCAAGUCAGCUACGUGGAAGGUUCUCCACUGUCAGGGCCGAGCAAAGGUGUGUGUCGCCCCAUCUUCAGUUUCCUGCCUGCUGCUGACCUGCCAGCCUCUGCCCCUCUCACACACACUUCUCAGCACACACACCUUUACAAGCCAGCAUAGCAUGGACAUGAGGUUCACUUACUGUGACCAGAGAAUUACUCUGCUUUUAGGUUACAGUACCGAGGAGCUGCUGGGCCGUUCCAUCUAUGAUCUCUGUCAUACACUGGACACAAACUGUUUGACCAAAAACCAUCUCAACUUGUGUUUAAAGAGUCAGUCAGUCAGUGGUCAGUACAGGAUGCUGGUGAGAGGUGGAGGUUACGUCUGGGUGGAGAGUCACAGUGCCGUCAUCCCCAGCGUCCGACCCUCCAAGUCCAGGCCUGGCGCCCACCAGCCACUCUGCAUCCUCUGUGUUACCUAUGUCCUCAGUGGAGUGGAGGAGCCGUCCCUGCAGCUCUCUUUGGACCAGACUGUCCACAGAUAUUUGAGAUGAAACUUGAGUCUGGAGAACAGUCUGCAAAACCCUCAUCCUCAAAGAAACAACAA